GGUGGAAAUGUUUCAUAACUACUGUUCUCCCAAGAAGAAUGAAACGUACGAGCGUUACGUAUUCAGGAUGCGAGAGCAGGCAGAAGGUGAGCUGUUUGAGCAAUUCUACAGAGACCUUUUGUUGAAGGCUAAGACCUGCGAAUUUGGCAGUUUGGCAGACUCGAUGAUCAGAGAUCAGAUAGUGUAUGGUAUAUCGAACAAGAAACUACGUCAAAGACUGUUGCGAGAGCAGGACUUAUCGCUUACCAGAGCAGUGGACAUGUGUAAAGCGAACGAAAUAGCAGAAAAACAAAACAAAGUUUGGGACAAGCCAGAAGAGUCCGUUCUGAGUAUUCACCAGACAACUAAAAGACGUUCGACGGUGCCAGUGGAAGCACCACCUAGACCUGACCGCUGUCAGAAGUGUAACUUCAUUCACAAAGGAACAAGCUGUCCAGCAACAGGGAAAGGAUGCAGGAGAUGCCAUCGCCGAGGUCAUUUCGCGUUUUGCUGUCCGAAGCAACGGGUGAACGCGAUAACUAACGAAAACGACGAUCAAGCCGCGGAUGCCGGGAGUGACUUUGAAAUUCUGGAGGUGGGAGCACGCACUUCUGCAAGUAAUCAAGCAGAGUGGCUGAUACCGGCGAAGGUAGCUGAUAAGGAUAUCAUGCUGAAGAUUGAUACUGGAGCCCAAGCAAACUUGUUGCCACUGUCGUGGUGGAAACGAGCAGGCAGGAGUGCGGAUUUGCGAAGGAGCACGGCAAUUUUGCGCAGUUACAGUGGCGGCAUAAUUGCACACGCAGGAAAAGCAUCCUUGACUGUGGAGUGCAACAACACAAAAGAACUCACCGAGUUCUUCAUUGUAAAAAAGUCGCGGGCUCCCAUUCUCGGUCUCCAGGCCAGUGAACUCCUUGGACUCGUGAAUCGCGUUUCGGCAGUUUCCUGCGAUAACUUGAGCGCAGUGACCUCCGAAUUCCCCGAGGUGUUCCAGGGGUUAGGUUGUGUGAAACGGGCAUACCACAUGGUGCUGAAGGAAGGAGCCAGGCCAACGGUGCAAGCAGCCCGGCGAGUCCCUCAAGCUUUGCGGCAGCCACUGGAGAGGGAGCUGCAGCGCUUAACCGCCGCCAACGUUAUCCGGAAAGUGGAUGAGCCAACUGACUGGGUCUACACCCCUGGAGGAUGGCCAGUGCCCCAGCGAGCUUCUAAUGGGACGCCGCAUUAGGUCCCGUCUUCCUGACUUCACGCCAGCAGUUCCAAAACCAGCCAGAAAACACACACAGGAUAACACUAAAGGAUGUUUUUUGAAGCCACUACGGGAAGGUGACGUGGUACGUCUGAGGGACAAAGGACAGUGGGUCACAAAGGGCCACGUGUUAAGGAACGUGGCGCCUCGUUCUUCACUGGUUGUCACGCAGGAUGGCCGGGAAUAUCGACGCAACAGAGAACACCUGCGACCAACGAAUGAAGACCUGCAGAGUUCCGAUCACUUUGAGGAGCACCUGGAAGAUUCCCCAGCCUGUGCCCUGACCAGCAUUCAAGCUACACCGGCUGCAUGGACCCCAACAGUGCAGCAUGAUGAUCCAGCCAUCCCAACCACAGUCGCUACUUCAACGAGAACUCCGACCAACUCCCCAGCUGCAGUCAACUCCACAGCGAGAACAGAGGAUGAUCUGGCUAGUGAACUUAGACCAUGUGUUGCUCGGACAUCAACCCGAACUGUGCGGCGACCCCAAAGGCUAAACUACGAUCAGAACUUCCAGCAGCAAGCUUAACGGGCUUUUGAGUUAUUGCUUUUUAUAUUUCGUGUUUUGUGUAUUUUGUUUAUUUUCGUAUGUAUUUCUUGUUGGUUUUUCAUAGUCCAAAGAAAGGGAGAUGUAACAGUCUUGAUACUAGCGCCACCGCCACACUGAGUGAGAGACGACAAUAAAGA
Ixodes scapularis (black-legged tick) is the source of this 1909-nucleotide messenger RNA. RefSeq lists its product as uncharacterized. NCBI's taxonomy places the organism in Eukaryota, Metazoa, Arthropoda, Arachnida, Ixodida, Ixodidae. The transcript has 2 exons. Bases 1125 to 1751 code for a protein of 208 amino acids. The record is from RefSeq and is a predicted model, not a curated record.